Molecule: messenger RNA, 1897 nt
Organism: Phialemonium atrogriseum
Lineage: Eukaryota; Fungi; Ascomycota; Sordariomycetes; Cephalothecales; Cephalothecaceae
Exons: 4
Coding region: 148-1866 (572 amino acids)
Biological process (GO): transmembrane transport; metal ion transport
Cellular component (GO): membrane
Molecular function (GO): metal ion transmembrane transporter activity
Source: RefSeq, a predicted model, not a curated record
UCUGGGCAUAAGUAUUUAAGUCUUUUUCUUAUUCUUUUCAGAAAAAUUGAAGGAAUCUUCUUGACCUAAGUCAGGUUUGCUGUCGCGUCUGGCUAUCCACGCUUUGACCCCUGGCUUGAUAUAGGGCCGAAGAUUGAGGUUCUCGUGAUGAAUCAAAUCAAAUCACCAUCGUCACGACGUCAUCAUUCAGGUGGCCAUGGAAUGGAACAUUCAUCCAUUCGCGAAGAUGACGAAAGUUAUCAUAACAUACGCAAAGGCUCCAAUUCCGUUUCUCUUAGUCCCCAGGAAUAUGCUGAAAGGGUGCGUGAUCACUCAGAGACUUCUAUCAGCAAUUCGCUGUACUCUGGUCAACAAUACGACAACCUCGCUCGAUUCCUAUGGGAACCCUACGAACCAACCCAGACCAGAACAUUCCCGACACAAAGUCUACUAAAGAAGAGGGCUCGUGAUUUUGCGUGGCUAUACGAGCUUCGACCAGAUUCUCCGGCGUCUGCAAGUCCUCUUGCCCACGGUUCUCGUCCUGGCAAGCACCCGUCAAAUUCCGAAUACAACUGCCUACUGAUCCUGAGAGGUUACCCGUCAGCGCAAUGGCUCAAUGAGGUGGGAUCACAGUGCAACAUAGACCCGGAAUUCUUCCAUCGACACUUGUCCUUCCUGGUACGUGGUGCCGAGAAGCAUCAGCAUAUGUCGUUCGUGUUGCCUUCCUCUCAGCGAACGAUAUUCCAGAUGCCGUUGACAUCGGUUGGUCUGCAAGCAACAAACGCCGACCACUCCAACCUAUCUACAAAACGCGCAAAGGCUACCGCGGAGAUGGACACGUAUUUGCACAAUUUGCGAAUUGGCAUGGGUUGGGAGUGCGGCAAUUCUGUCGUUCGAUCAUUCACUGUUCAUGACGAGCAGCUUUUCAGUAUUGAGCAGAAGGUCACAGUUUACGUGUCGCGAAUCUACAAGGCUUCGGAAAGAUGGAUAGCCAUCAUAUGGUUUGAUUGUGGAGAUGAUUUGAGCCAAAGCCCUGAAGGCCCAUGGUUUGAGCCGUCCCGCUCAGGACUCCAUACUUAUUUCUGCCCUACGAUCCUCUUUAAACCGAACAUACCAUUCACAAACCACCAAAUUUCCAACCAAUAUACUGCCGAACCGUCAAGAUCGGCUGCCAGAGAUUUGGUGCACCAAAGCGCCAGCCUACUGUCAACAUGUUACGGGAAGUCGCUACAUCCUGCUACCAUGAGUCAGGACCCAUUCUACGCUCUGACGGAACUUUUCUCGUUUGUAUCCACAUCUGAGAUCACACUCCUCAACGCCAUCUCUGCAAAGCUCAACGACACUGAUACGGACCUGCUCGAUAUGGAUCCCACGGCAAUUUCCCGCGCCCAGAACAAGCUGCUACACUAUCGCAGAAUCUUAGAAGAGCAGUCGCACAAAAUAUCCGAAGUCCUGGCCUUCAUCAAGAAUCGAGAGCAGCUGAAAUGGCCACAAAGCCAAUCGAGCAAGGCUAUGAAUGCAUCAGCGCGCACCGAGCAGGAUUUCGAGUACCUGGUUGACCGCAACGUCUUACUGCAGGAGCGGUGCGAGCGUGCCCUGACAACAAUUAUGAAUAAUGCGAACAUUUCGGAAGCAAGAAGUGGGAUCUCCUUGUCACACAGGGUAUUCAAACUGACUCUCUUGGCUUCUGCCUAUGUCCCGCUGUCAUUCUCAACCUCGAUUUUUGGGAUGAACUUUUUAGAGUUCAAAGACCAUUCGCGGGGUUAUUGGGUGUGGGCAUUGGUUACCGUGCCUAUAUUGCUCGUUUCCUCCCUCAUUCUCUUCUGGGAUGGUGAUAAGAUGAGGCGAGGAGUCAAGAAAAUCCAAGCAACUGUCAUGGGAGGCUAGAUGGCAUAGGCAUUCUGAGGAUGAAUGUCAC